Lytechinus variegatus (green sea urchin) is the source of this 1661-nucleotide messenger RNA. Its product is annotated as lysophospholipid acyltransferase 5-like. Gene Ontology annotation, biological process: lipid modification; phosphatidylcholine biosynthetic process. The record is from RefSeq and is a predicted model, not a curated record. Gene Ontology annotation, cellular component: membrane. NCBI's taxonomy places the organism in Eukaryota, Metazoa, Echinodermata, Echinoidea, Temnopleuroida, Toxopneustidae. Gene Ontology annotation, molecular function: lysophospholipid acyltransferase activity; 1-acylglycerophosphocholine O-acyltransferase activity.
UGCACGUACGUGCAUAAUAUUCGCCACCGCCACCGGUGCAAGACUCCUAUUCCUAACUCCUAUUGGACUUGGGCCUACAUUAAAAAUGGUUUCCAUUGAAGAAAAUUGUCAUGGUGGAUUCUUGCAGACUUUCGCUUGGAAGGUUGGGACGAAUGAGGCUGCCCUGCGUCUUAUAAUUUCCAUUUUUGCAGGAUAUCCCCUUAGUAUUUUCCUGAGAGAUAAUCUACAUGGCACUUCUGCUACUACCAAACAUCUCUUCAUCUCCACUAUAGGACUAGCAAUCUGCUAUUUCAAUUAUGGAAUGGAUACAGGAUAUCUUUUCUUUUGUUCUCUGUUCAACUACAUCCUUCUCUUCCUUGUUGGUGGUACUGGAUCAUCAGUUAUCAUUUCCUUUCUAUUUAAUCUGGGUUAUCUGUUGGUUUCAUACGCCAUCUUUGCUUCUAAUGACUAUGAUAUGAACUGGACUACACCCCAAUGUAUCUUGACUCUACGAAUGAUCUCAGUAGCUUUUGAUCUUUAUGAUGGGCAUAAACCUGUGGAGAAGCUAAGUUCAGAGCAGAAGUCAUUAUGUUUCAAGGAAUCACCAGGCCUCUUAGAGAUUGUCAGCUAUUCUUUCUUUUUUGGCUAUCUCUUAACUGGACCACAGUAUCCUUUACGUCAAUACCGUGACUACAUGGAUGGUAAACUACUUGAUAAUGAAAGUGGCAAGCCUUCAGACACUCUUCAACCUGCUAUGAGAAUCUUAACAAUCGGCAUGAUUUACUUCAUCAUUGAAAUCUUACUUGUACCAUCAUUUCCUGCUACUUAUCUCGUCACUGAAGAAUUUGCUCAAUCAUCAUUCCUGUACAAGCUCUUCUACAUUUGUCUAUUUGGAAGGUUCACCAUCAACAAAUAUGUGACAUUCUGGUUGAUUUCUGAAGGUGUAUGUAUCUUGAGUGGCAUUGCAUAUUCAGGUAAGGACAAGGAAGGAAAGGCAAAGUGGACAGCUUGCUCAGGGAUUAAACCUCUAGCAUUUGAGACUGCUUUGAGUGUUAGAGACAUGGUAGCAACAUUCAACAUUUCUACUAAUACAUGGCUAGCGAGGUAUGUCUACAAGAGGUUGAAGUUUCUAGGAAAUCGCUAUAUCUCCCAGAUAGUGUCUCUCCUAUUUUUAGCAGCAUGGCAUGGCCUACACAUUGGUUACUACAAUAAUUUCAUCCUUGAGUUUUUCAUUGUCAUGUUUGAUGUUCAGGCUACAGAGCUAUUUACCAAAGUGCCUAUUCUCAACAAUAUUUCUCAACAUCGACUGAUGUCUGUCAAAUUGGUGGUAUUGAAAUUCUGUAUGCUUCUCUUCAUGGGAUAUCCACUUGUUAGCUUUGUCUUACUUAAAUGGUCAAAAAUACAUUUGGUUUACAAGGAAGUCUACUACAUUGGACAUAUCUUCUUUGUGAUUCUCUGGCCAAUAUUCUCUUUUGGUGUCAUCAUUCCUUGGUUCAAAACACAGAAGUUAAAAUCCAAAGAGAAAGAAAAUGCAAAGACAAAAUGAUGAAUGAAUCGUGGGAGAUCCUCAAGAUGUACAUCUAUAUUCUUCCCAGCAAAUCAUUAUGGAAGUUAAUAUAAUGAUUGGCUGCUUUAUAAUUUUGUUUUUCAUCCUUGAGUGGUGAGAAGGUAGGGUAUGGCUA